AUGAAUGGUCGCAAUGCGCCUCUCUCACCUGUCUCUCUAGGUGGAAGCGAGUGGUCUGUUGGCAAAUACCCGAACAUCAACGACGACCCGUACGCAAAAAACCGCGGCAACAUCGUAUCACCCCCGAAUUCAGGAGGCUCCAACGGGGCCAUGAAUGGCAAUUUUCCUCCCGGUCCCCGGAGCGCCGGCGGUCCCUCACCGCCGCCCUCUGUCGGCCGAUCCAGCAAUGGCACCAACAUGUAUGCGAGGAGCGAGAGCGGACGGAGCAUCCGCGAGGAGCAAGCCGAGGGCAUACUGGGCGAGCACUACGUCGCUUUGAAGAACUACCUCAAUGGCGGUUCAGGUGGGAAACCAACACCCCCGAAUAAGGCCCGCGACAAACUGUUGCGCCUGUCGUCUGUCCAGUUUCUCGAACUCAGUACCGAUGUCUUCGACGAACUUUUGCGGAGACAAUCCCUCGGUCGCCGACCUUCGGGUCCUGGCGGUCAGGGGCCACCCCCUUACUUGAUGCCCGAAUCCAACUUCCAUCCCAAACGCAACCAGGCCAGGCAAAAACUGUCAUCCCUUGGCCCCCCGCGUUUUCGUGAUCUUGCGACUGAUGUCUUUUGCGAACUGGAGAGAAGGUUUCCCCGCUUUGCCGCUGGAGACAUCCCUAGAGUGGGUAGCCCCGUAUCGGUCCGCUCGCAGGCGACAGUCAACGGGAAUGGCUAUCCUCCCAGGAGUCAAAGUCGGAUGAGGCGGCCCUCUGACGCGAGCUCCAUGAGAGGAGGACCACCACCACCCGACCCCUAUGGAGUGCCUCCCUCGCCGGGUAUGCCUCCGAAUGGCGAUUACAACCGGCCGAUGCAAAAACAAUUCCAGAGCAAUACGAUUGUGCCGAAUAAAAGUACAAUGGUGGAAGAGGACGACGAUGGCAGCCCGAACGAGGACGAGGAAGCUUUUGGCCUCGAACGAACCGCGACUAAUCGUAGCAAGAGAAGCGAAGUCACGGAGCGGAGCGCGGUAGCAUCAGAGGCCGACAAGAAGCUUUUGGAUGAAUACCAGACUCAAGUGCGCGACCUGCGGGAAAAGCUUGAUGUUAUGGAGGAUGCCAUGAAGAGGAAGGACGACGAGCUGAACAGUGUUCUGGAUGGAGAAAGAUCACGGUCGACGGCCGCGAAUAUGGAGAAGAAGGAAUUUAGCGACCUCCGUCUCGGCCUGGAGAACAAGCUCGCCGAGGCUCAAGAUCUCAACGCGUCGUUGAAGCAGGAGCUGGAUCGCAUGCGGGACGAACACGCAAACGAAUCUCGGCAAUUAAGAGAUCAGAUGGAUGAAUUGCGCUUGUCUGGUGCGGCUGCAGGUGCAGCCAACUCUGGCAACGCGGACAGGGAGCUACAGAUGGAAAAUCAGCAACUUCGCCAAUCUCUACAGGAGCAGCAACAGGUCACGGAAGAGGCUCGACGCGAGGCUCGGGAGUUCCUCCGCGAAAUGAAGAUGCUUUCACAACAGAGCGGCUCAACCUGGCAAAAGCAGGAGGAGCUGGAGAAAACAAUCGAGCAGCUGGAAGCAGAGGUUCGCGACUGGCGCAAUCGCUACGCACGAACAAAGACACAACUUCGCAGCAUGCGUGCCUCCUCACUUGGACUAACCGUCGAGCAAGAUGCAUCAAAGUACAUCAGAGAAAAGGGAUUUGCACAGGACGGAGGCGCAGUUAAGGACGUCCACGUCACCAAAUUCCAGAUCGCCAUCGACGAACUCCUCCAACGCGCACGCGCGGAGAACCCCGACACCGUCAUUGACGCUAUGAAGCAAGUCGUUGUCAGCGUUCGCCGAAUUACUAAGGAUAUUGACGAGGGUGUCGCUACCAACGAGGAGCUCGCACAGCAGCGUUCUAAGCUCAAGGGCAAGAUCUCUUCGACGGCCAACCACCUCAUCACCACAUCCAAGAACUUUGCUUCAUCGGCAGGCAUCACGCCAGUUUCUCUCCUAGAUGCCGCCGCCACUCACCUGGUGGCCGCUAUUGUCGAUCUCCUCCGAGUCGCAAAGAUUCGAUCCACGCCCGCUGGCGAACUCGAGGAUGAGGAUGACGGCACGGUCACCCCCGUUGACUCGACCGGUUUCUUCUCCCCCAGAACGGCCUCGAGACAGGAGUCGAUCAUCCAGGAGUCUUUGCCACCACUAGGACAGGCACCCGCACCAUUCCGUGGACUUGGCGGUGGCCGAACCAGCAUGGACUCCUCCGCUUACAGCCCCAUCAACUCCCCUCGCCAGUCUGCAGACGCCUACAAUCAAGCACGGGGAGCUAACGGUAUGAAUGGUAUGAACGGCAUGGGUGGGUUCGCGGGCAUGAACCAGAACGGGCCAGCCAAUGGCUAUGGUAACGGCAUGCGACAACAGGAUAACCGGGCCGAAGAUCUCAAGAUCUAUCUCGAGGAUCAGACCGCAAUCCUGGUUCAAAACAUCCAGAACCUGGUCGGUUCCAUCCGAAGCGAUGCCGCCAUCAACCAGAUCACCUCCGAGAUCAAUGGCAUCGUAGAGGUUGUUGACAAGGUCAUUGGCGAAACCGAGGCAUCUGGUAAUGGCGGCAUGAUUACCCGACUCGUCGCUUGCCGGGACCGCCUUCUGGAAGCCAGCGAUCGUGGCAUGGACAUUGACCGCGCCCAGGACGUCGGUGCCACCGGGCGCAACGAUCGCGAGUGGAGGAUGUGGACACAAACCCUACCGCCCAUUGCUUUCGAAAUUGCUCGGGAGACCAAGGAGCUGGUCCAGCGCGUCGACCGAAUGGUCAGCAACGGAGACGACGACUUUUCCUAA
This is a messenger RNA of Colletotrichum fioriniae, 2793 nucleotides long. It is a transcript of the gene SPA2, whose product is annotated as component of the polarisome. Gene Ontology annotation, cellular component: actomyosin contractile ring; cell cortex of growing cell tip. Gene Ontology annotation, molecular function: MAP kinase scaffold activity. The record is from RefSeq and is a predicted model, not a curated record. Lineage: Eukaryota; Fungi; Ascomycota; Sordariomycetes; Glomerellales; Glomerellaceae.